Molecule: messenger RNA, 2823 nt
Organism: Priceomyces carsonii
Lineage: Eukaryota; Fungi; Ascomycota; Pichiomycetes; Serinales; Debaryomycetaceae
Gene: LIG4
Product: DNA ligase (ATP)
Exons: 1
Coding region: 1-2823 (940 amino acids)
Biological process (GO): DNA recombination; double-strand break repair via nonhomologous end joining; nucleotide-excision repair, DNA gap filling
Cellular component (GO): DNA ligase IV complex
Molecular function (GO): DNA binding; ATP binding; DNA ligase (ATP) activity
Source: RefSeq, a predicted model, not a curated record
AUGUCCUUCCUUGAUAACCUCGCAGUUCCUAAAAAUUUGCAAGAACCUAAAUUCGACUUUUUAGUUGAUUCCUUGUUUUCCAGACUAGAUGGCGUACGUAAGGAUAAUCUAGGACAAUUUAGGAACAUCACUUCCAAGAAGGUACACAUUGUAAAAUCAUUUGUGGAUAACUUUAAAACUCAUAUUGGUGACGAUGUAUUUCCCAGUUCAAGGUUAAUAUUCCCGAACAAGGAUAAGAGGCUAUAUUUUAUCAGAGAUGUGACGUUGGCAAGACUAAUUAUUAAAAUAUUUAAUAUUCCUCGAAACUCUGAAGACUACAAUGUGUUAUUCAACUGGAAACGAAGUUAUCAUACAGCUAAAGGUUUCAAUAGCAAUAAAAGAUAUUUGAGGAAUUUACCUUUAAUCAUUGCACGCAUUAUAUCUAAUCGCCGUUUAGAUGUCAAUCGAUCCGAAAGGAAAGUAACUGUCAAGGAAUUGAAUGAGAUGUUGGACAAGCUCACAAACGCCUCAAAAAGUUCUGAGCAAAUUAUCUUAUUGGGUCCGCUAUUAAAGUCAAUGACAGUGGAAGAUAUCCGAUGGCUCCUUGCAAUUAUUCUUAAGGUCUCAAUAUUAAACAUUUUUGAGCCUAUUUUUUUCGAUUCCUGGCAUCCCGACGGAGCGAGAUUAUUCAGAGUUUGCAAUAGUUUAGAAAAGACGUUUAGAUAUCUUUCUGACCCCAAUAGAAGAUUGAAUGAAGACCAAUUGGUAGUGCAUCCAUUCUUACCAUUUUUGCCGCAGCUUUCGCAUAAACUCUUCAUAAGCUAUGACCAACUCUCUAAGAAAAUGAAGACUAGAUUUCCCAUGAAUAAUCUGCUAAUGAAGGAAUAUAACGCACUUGAUCUAGAAAACAAAUUUAUUAUAGAAGAAAAAAUGGACGGUGAUAGAAUUCUAUUACAUAUGAAGAACAAUAAAUUCAAGUUUUUUUCUAGAAGGCUCAAGGAUUACACUUUAUUGUACGGAGAAAACUUCCACAUUGGAUCGUUAACUAAAUAUUUAUCCAACGCCUUCGAACCUGGAGUGCGAAGUAUAAUAUUAGAUGGUGAAAUGGUUACUUGGGACUUUAAGAGGAACGUCAUAUUACCCUUUGGUACCUUAAGGGCUGCAGCGAUUCAAGAGGCGGUAAAGAGUUUUAAUACUUCUGAUCAGUACUUUGAGCAGUCAUCGUAUCCCUUUUUUAUUGUAUUUGAUAUAAUCCAUUUAAAUGGUAAAAAUUUGACAUCUAUGCCUUUAUUUUAUAGGAAGGAAUUACUCAAGAGAUUAAUUAAUCCAGUUCCCCAUCGUCUUGAAAUAUUGGAUGUUUAUUAUGCAUCUACACCCAGUGAUAUAAGGGCAGCCAUCAAGAAAAUAGUCAGUCUGAGAUGCGAAGGAAUUAUGGUCAAACAUAUUCAACUGAAGUACCAUAUAAACAAUCGAAGCCACAAUUGGAUCAAGAUAAAACCAGAAUAUUUAGAACAAUUUGGCGAAAACUUAGAUCUCACUGUAAUUGGCAAAGAACCUGGUAUUAAGAAUUCCUACAUGGUAGCUUUGAAAGAUAGCAAUGGGGUAUUUCGUAGCUUUAGCAUGGUCGCGAACGGAUUUACAGAGUACGACUAUGAUAAAAUUGAGAGAAUGACCCAUAAUAAAUGGCGUAGCUUCAAGGAAUUUAAGCUUCCACCCACGCUAAAAUUUGGCACGAAGAGACCCUCGUAUUGGAUUCAUCCACAUGAGUCGUUCGUCCUUGAGAUUAAGGCAAGAUCAAUUGACUCAAGUUAUGAUACGACUUACGCCGUUGGAUCAAGUUUGCAUAAUAUUUAUUGUAGGAGUAUUAGAGAAGAUAAAUCACCAGAUGAUUGCAUAACUUUUGAGGAAUAUAACAAUAUGAGAGCGAAGUAUUCUAAAAAUGUGACGAAGUCUCAGACUAUAAAUAAAAGAAGAAGACUCCAAGCCUCAUUUGAUGAGAAUGUGUCCAUGACAUCUACUUCACUCAAAGUCGAGUCAGACUUGUUUUCAAGCUUUAGUUUUGUUAUCUUGACAGAUAAAGUUACGAAAGAUGGAGAAAGGAUUCCUAUAGCUGAACUAAAAAAGCUUGUAAAAAGUUUUCAAGGUGAGGUUAUUAGGUAUCCAUCUGAGGACACUGGGAAGCAAAUCGUGAUUAUUUGUCAAUUUUUCUUGCCUGUGGCGGAAGUCUACCUUAAAAAUGGAUACGACCUCGUAAUGCCAGACUGGAUUUUCGAGUGCAUAAGAAGAAACGCUAUAGUUGAGCUAGAACCAGUACUUCUCUUUAAAUCCAAAACUUUAGGGUAUUUUGACAAUUCGCGAAUCGAUAAAUACGGAGACAGUUGGAUAGUGCAUACCAAUAACCUAAACAAUUUGCAUUUUUCUAAUUCCUUGGGGUAUAGAGAGAUCUACGAAGCUAAACAAGAGGCGAAAAGUGAUUUUGUGAAGUAUAAUAUAAAGGUGCCCUUAAGGUUUUUAUUUGAUUCUAUUGAAUUUUUUGUGGUUCUGUUGAAUGCCGACAAAUCUGCGGCCAAAUAUUUGAAAGAAAAGAUAGAGAGAUUUGGAGGUAAAAUCACACAGAAUCUCAAAAGCUGCACAUUUGUUGUCGUCCCCCAAUUUACAUAUACAAGUGCGGACUUACGAGAGGAUAUUGUCACAAGGGUCAAUGAAAUUUCUAUCUUCUUUGCACAAGAACUAGAAUUCAAUGACGUAGAUCCCGAAACGACUGGGAUAGUGCUAGAGGGUUUUAUAGAUGCAUCUAUUAAGUUUGAAACUUUGGUUGAUGUUAACGAUUUUAAAUUUGUGUAA